AGCUUUCCGAAAAUAUUUUUGUACUAUUCCAGAUGUCACUUUAUAUAAGGAGCGCUCUCUUACAGGUUUUUCUCUCUAUUUUUCUCUGCAAAAUUGCAAAUACACACACAUACGAAGAAAAACAAGAAGCUAAGCUCAAAAUUCAAACACAUUUUGUCAAUACCGAGAAUCAAUGGACUUUAAUUGAGCUCAGAUCAGUUCAUUCAUGUCUCAAAACUUUUGGAGAGAGGGCAUUGUUGAAUGUUUGGGUCCUCGUGGUGGACUUGUGACGGGUACAGAAAUGUUCUGUUGUUGUUCAGUCCUUCACAAUCAAGGAUAAACUGCUACCACUUUUUUCUUUCAUAGCAGUUUUUUUUUAAAGCUUAUUAUGGAAGGAGGAGGAGAAAUUAGAAGUACCAGUGAAUUGGAUGAUGAUGAUGGUGCAGAGGUUAAUGAUUCAGAUUUUGCCUUGAACCGAAGAGACGAAGAUGGAGACGACAUUGCAGGUGAAGAUGAAGAUGAAGAUGGGGAUGGUGCUUAUACUUUCGAAUUCAAUGGCGAUAUGGAUCCUUUGGCUUUCACGGAAGACGAUGCUUGUGGUGUUCAGCCUUAUGAGCAAUUUGAGCGUAUGGAGCAUGAGUACGAAGCUCUGGCUGAAAAAAAGCGAAAGGCACUCGCUGAGCAUCCUCCUCCUCCCCACAGGUUUAAGACUCUAAGGUUCGACUCCUCCUGGGUGCAAACAAUUCAUUUGGUGGGGGGUGGUUGGCAGGGUGGAAGCCCAACUAAGAAGUCAAGGCUAGAGGAUGGCGUUGGAGCAAGCUUUGAAGAAAUAAUGGAAGCCAUGAACUUUGGUACGCGGAGAAAAUCAAGGAAGGUCAAGAAGAGAGGUAGGCGGAAGGGAUCAAAGAAUAAACUUAGUCCAGAGGUGUCACAAAAGCUUGGUGAUGCUACACUUCAUUAUGCACAUGGCCGCUAUGAAGAGGCCAUAUGUUUGUUGAAAGAAGUUGUUCUGCUCUCACCAAAUUCACCUGAUCCAUAUCAUACUCUUGGCCUUGUAUAUAAUGCAAUUGGUGAUAGAAAGAAAGCCUUGAAUUUCUACAUGCUUGCCGCACAUUUGACACCAAAGGAUCCAUCUCUAUGGAAACUUCUUGUCACCUGGUCCAUAGAGCAAGGCAAUACUGGACAAGCCAGAUACUGCCUUUCCAAAGCAAUAACAGCGGAUCCUGAAGAUGUUAGUCUCAAAUUCAAUCGGGCUUCACUUUAUGUGGAGCUGGGAGAUAAUCAGAAAGCUGCUGAAUCAUAUGAGCAAAUCUCACGUCUCUGCCCUGAGAAUAUUGAAGCACUGAAGACAGCAGUGAUGUUCUACAAAAAAUGUGGCCAGCAUGAGCGUUCUGUCAGUGUUCUGGAGUACCAUCUUAAACAUCAUCCAAAUGAAGCCAAUUUUAGUGUGGUUGAUCUUUUAGCUGCAAUAUGCAUGGAAGAAAAUGCACACAUCAAAGCUCUUCAGCACAUUGAGCAUGCACGACUGGUUUUGUGUGCUGGGAAAGAAUUACCAUUACUUUUAAGAAUCAAAGAAGGAAUAUGUUAUGUUCAUCUUGGACAUAUGGAAAGGGCAGAGGCUAUAUUCAGUAUUUUGCAACGGGAGAAUGUAUUUGAUAAUCAUAACUUAAUUACUGCAGUUGCAGACUCCUUAAUCAGUCUUGGGCAUUAUGAAUCGGCAUUGAAAUACUAUAUGAUUUUAGAAGGAAAUGGUGAAGCUGACAAUGGUUUUCUGCAUUUGAAAAUUGCCCAAUGUAACUUAUUCCUGAAUGAAAGGUUACGAGCAAUUGAACACUUCCGCAAAGCUUUACAUACACUUCAAGACAAUGUUGAUGCUCGGAUAACUCUUGCUUCGCUUCUUCUUGACGAAGAUAAAGAAGAUGAAGCCAUAUUCGUUCUUUCUCCUCCUUGUUCUGAAUCAACCCUUGACCCAAAUUCUGAUAAAUCUGUACCUUGGUGGCUUAAUGGGAAAAUAAAACUAAAGCUUUGUCAGAUUUAUAAAGCUAAAGGGUUGCAAGAGGCCUUCAUUGAUGCUAUCUUACCCUUGGUUCGCGAGUCAUUGUUUCUUCAGACAUUUCGGCAAAAGGUUGGAGUGAGGAAGAGGCUCUCGAGAAGUGUCCUUUUUGAAAGAGUGAAGGUAUUAGACGAUCACCAAGUCGAUAAUGUAUUUCACGGUUUCAGGCCUGUAGCAUCAACGUCAGAUCUGUCGAAAGCUGCCAGAGCAAAGAAAUUGCUUCAAAAGAAGGCAACAUUAAAGGAAGCAAGAAAAGCUGCAGCAUUGGUUGCUGGAAUUAAUUGGAAAAGUGACGAUUCAGAUGAUGAUUCGCCGCAAAUGCUGAAGAAGAUUCCCUUGCCUAAUCUCCUGAAAGACGAGGAGCAUUAUUGUCUCAUUAUUGAUUUAUGCAAGGCAUUGGCAUUCUCACAAAGAUAUUGGGAAGCAUUAGAGAUUAUCAAUCUCACCUUGAAAUUGGCGUACAACACACUUGUUGUGGAGAAGAAAGAGGAACUUCGAUCCCUUGGAGCUCAAAUGGCAUACAAUACUACUGAUCCUACGCAUGGGUGGGACUGUGCAAGGUACAUUGUUAAUCAGCAUCCAUACAGCUUUGCCGCAUGGAAUUGCUACUACAAAGUAAUAUCAAGACUGGAGAGUCGGUGUUCGAAGAAGCAUAACAAAUUUCUGCAUGUUAUGCGUGUCAGACAUAAAGAUUGUAUACCACCAAUUGUCAUUUUCGGGCAUCAGCUUACCAUGAUUAGCCAACAUCAGGCAGCUGCAAGAGAAUACUUAGAGGCUUAUAAAUUGAUGAAAGAUUGUCCACUAAUCAAUCUCUGCGUGGGAACUGCCUUAAUUAAUUUAGCCCUUGGACUCAGACUUCAGAACAAGCACCAGUGUAUGCUACAAGGCUUAGCAUUCCUCUACAACGGUUUGCUGCUCUCUGAGAACAGCCAGGAAGCUAUAUAUAACAUAGCUCGGGCUUAUCAUCAUGUUGGUCUCGUUACCCUGGCCGCUUCAUAUUACGAAAAGGUACUUGCAAUUCAUGAGAAGGAUUACCCGAUCCCAAAGCUUCCGAAUGAGAAUCCAGAUCUUCUGAACAGUCAAAAGCCAGCUUAUUGUGACCUUCGUAGAGAAGCGGCUUACAAUCUGCAUUUGAUCUACAAAAACAGUGGAGCAUUUGAUCUUGCUAGGCAGGUCUUAAAGGAUCAUUGUGCUCUUUGAUUAUAAAUUCAAGAUACAUAAUAGAGUCAUGAAACAGUAUAUUUAUGUUGUAUGCACUCGUGUGACAAUAGUUGCCGAAUUUUGUACCCAAGUGAUGCUUUUUCUGGAAUAUCAUAUGUUUUUUCUUCA
This is a messenger RNA of Cornus florida, 3361 nucleotides long. RefSeq lists its product as uncharacterized. The transcript is spliced from 20 exons. Lineage: Eukaryota; Viridiplantae; Streptophyta; Magnoliopsida; Cornales; Cornaceae. Gene Ontology annotation, cellular component: transcription factor TFIIIC complex. The record is from RefSeq and is a predicted model, not a curated record. The coding region runs from base 368 to 3232 and encodes 954 amino acids. Gene Ontology annotation, molecular function: protein binding. Gene Ontology annotation, biological process: transcription by RNA polymerase III.